Phragmites australis (common reed) is the source of this 1839-nucleotide messenger RNA. RefSeq names its product SKP1-like protein 21. Gene Ontology annotation, cellular component: cytoplasm; nucleus. The record is from RefSeq and is a predicted model, not a curated record. Lineage: Eukaryota; Viridiplantae; Streptophyta; Magnoliopsida; Poales; Poaceae. Gene Ontology annotation, molecular function: cullin family protein binding. Gene Ontology annotation, biological process: SCF-dependent proteasomal ubiquitin-dependent protein catabolic process. The transcript has 9 exons. The coding region runs from base 514 to 1503 and encodes 329 amino acids.
GGACGGUUGGGCCCAGCUUGUCACGUCGUGCCAUUGCCGAGCCUAUCCUCGCCUCGCCGCCGGGGUCAUUUCGUCUCCCUCCCGCCGCCGCCGCCGCCGCCGCCGCCUCGUCUCCCUUGGAGAGUCCUGGUUCCAGCCUUCGCGCCCGCCGGAGGUUCGUGCGCCCCGCGGCCAAUCAUUUCCUGCCUCUGCGCGUGUACGGUCUCCACCGGCUUCUUGGAUCGGUUAACCAAUAAAGUGAUUAUAUUGAACCGUGUGAUUGAAGCCGGAGUUUUCUCCCUUAAUUCAAACUGCAAGAUUGCUUCAUUUCUUCAUCUGAAGGCAAAUAAAGUCACUCUCCAAUUUGAAGCGGAAACAAGGAGUGCUCUUAUUUGUUGUACAGGAUAAAGUUUGAUCAGUUAAUUGCUGGACAUUGUAGUACCUGAUGGUGGCAUACUUAGAAAGGAAUUUAUUGUAAAUUUUUCUUUGUAUUUGACUCUGUUAUCAUCAUUAUUUCUCUGGCAUUGGGCAAUCAUGUCAGGAAGCGAGUUAGCGGUAAUAAAACCAGAGACUUAUAUCUGGCUUCAGUGCUCUGAUGGUUCAAUACAGCAAGUGGAGGAGGAGGUUGCAAUGUUCUGCCCUAUGAUAUGUCGGGAAAUAGUGAAAAAUGGCACAGGGUCAUCAAAAAAUCAUGCUAUUGCUCUCCCAGAAAGAGUCAAUCCGGCAAGUUUGAGUCUGAUCCUUGACUAUUGUCGGUUUCAUCAGGUCCCUGGGCGCUCAAACAAGGAGCGGAAGUCAUUCGAUGAAAAGUUUGUCAGGAUAGACUAUGAAAGACUCUGCAAGUUGGCUUCAGCAGCUCUCAGUCUACAAUUAAGGCCACUGGUUGAUCUUACUUGUGGAGCGCUUGCUCGAAUCAUAGGAGGAAAGACACCUGAGGAAGUUCGUGAUAUUUUUCAUUUGCCUGAUGACUUGACAGAGGAAGAGAAAUUGGAGCCCCUAGAAAAUAUAAAUGAUGAUCCUACGAUUCGAUUAUUGAACCGGUUGUAUGCAAAGAAGCGGAAAGAACUCCAGGAGCGUCAGAAACUAAAGGAUGUUCAAGUACAAGAAGAGCAAAAAGAUGAGAGAUCUUUGGAUGAGAUACUUUGUUUUAUAAAUGGGGAUGGAGGUUCUGGAGGUGGAAAAACUGCUAAGAAUAAGAAAAAGAAUAAAAGAAGGAAAGAUCAUGCUAAGAAUCCCCCAAAAGCUAACCCUGAGCCUGUAAAUAAGGAGGGAGCUGCCUGUGCGGUUCCAUGCAAAGCGGAUAGUGAUAAUAUUUCUAGACCUUGCCAAAGUCUAGAUGUGCAAGAUGAUAUUGAGUUCCCCUUCGAAGAUGGUGACCUUGAUGAUGGACUUGAUCCUGCAAUGAAGGAAGAGCUUGAUAGAGAAGUGGAGGACUUUGCGAGGAGGUUGAGUCUAGUUUGGCCUGAAAGAAUGCUUUUGGGCCAGGAAAGUAGGGAAAGUAGGGUUCAGUCACAUUUGUGGUAAUGGUUCUCUGCAGAGAUUCUCUGGGAAGCUUUUCGGCAGAGAAUUUUCUCGGUGAGGUUUUUGUUAUAAGAGUAGUGGAAAACCGUAGUCAGGGAGGAAUUUUGUUAGAGAGAAUACAGGACAAUAUUGCAAGCAGAAAUAGUUAUGUCCUGAGAUUUGCAUGUACCCUGCUCUUGAAAAGAAUUUAGUGUGCAACGCUAUGUUAGAAAAAAAAUGAGCGACUUGUAAGUGUAGAGCCAAAAUCUUCAAACCUAUGUAUGUUCAUCAAUUUUGAUUGUAACUAUGUAUCGUUAUGAAUAAUUACAAGUUAUAUGUUGUCUCAGAAGUUGGCUAUAA